CUUUAAACUGCGUGUCUGCUUAUGGCCAAGUCGGAAAUAGACGACAUCUUUGCUUCCAAAGGGAAAGUUGAGUCCAAGGCUCCUGUCGCGUCUUCCUCUGCCGCGCAGGAGAAGAAAAAGAAAAACAAGAAAAAGUCUAAAGACAAGGAAGCUGUAAAGUCGGCUGAUGAUCCUAUUGACGACCCUCCCAAGGCAUCUUUGAAACGCUGUCUCCCCCAGACGAUAGUCGAUACCUCAUCCAAGGUGGAAGCACGGCCAGCGAAACGACCUAAAGUGGAAAGGAAAGGCACAGAUGCUCUCGAGGCGACCAAGCAAAAAAAGUCCAAGAAAGGCGAUGAAAAGGAGGACGAAGAGCGCUUUCGAGAUUCUCGAGGAACUGGGCCGCGUCGGAGAACGGAGGAAGGAUUCGCUAUAUAUAACGAAGACGAGCUGGGCAUAUCUGCCGAAGCUGGCGAUACCCCCUUAUGUCCCUUUGAUUGUGACUGCUGCUUCUGACAGAUCCCACUUGUGUACCCCUAUGUAUACCAGAUGUAUCACCGAAUUCAAGUACGUCAACGCCGCUACAUCUCCACAC
Gloeophyllum trabeum ATCC 11539 is the source of this 574-nucleotide messenger RNA. RefSeq names its product DUF1764-domain-containing protein. The record is from RefSeq and is a predicted model, not a curated record. The transcript is spliced from 4 exons. NCBI's taxonomy places the organism in Eukaryota, Fungi, Basidiomycota, Agaricomycetes, Gloeophyllales, Gloeophyllaceae. Bases 22 to 495 code for a protein of 157 amino acids.